Protopolystoma xenopodis is the source of this 555-nucleotide messenger RNA. The record is from the annotation of a GenBank genome assembly. Lineage: Eukaryota; Metazoa; Platyhelminthes; Monogenea; Polystomatidea; Polystomatidae.
UGGCAAUGGGAACCGAGCCAGCGUCCAUCUUUUGCUGACGUGUGCUCCAAAUUAGAAUCUAUGCAGGCUAGCGCAUGCAUUGAUGAGGAAGUAGCUCGAGAAUUACAACGCCAACUCUGCCUUCUUGAAAACCAAUCUGAACAGCCCAUUCAAGGAGAGAAUGAACCAGAACGUCGUUGCCACUCUGACUGCAAUUGUAGUAGCAAACUAACUUACAAUAGUGAUUAUCCUCUUCCGGCAACAUCCUUGCCGCCGCUUCCUCCUCCACCGCCACCUCCUAGGCCUCCACCCUCGCGACGCAGCACGAGCUGUGAUCAGCUACUGGAGAGAAAAGAAGUGAAUCCUAGUGAAGCCCUGGUUGUUCCACCUCCACCGCCAAAUGAUGAAGAUGAGCAGGACGAUGGCUAUCCAGCCGAAGAUAGUCUUAACUCUUCGGAACCUCUAAGGGGUUGGACUGCAGUUCCGACCUCGCAUGGAUCUUAUCAACAUCCCAAGCGGGAGUUGAACCAUGACAGUGCAGCUUGUAAGUGCAGCAUGUUAAUGCGUUGUGGUUGA